UUCUUUUAACCAACCAAACCCCUGCUUAAUUAAUUCUAUCCCAUUUUUCCACUGUCUUAGGAAACUUGAACAUUUUUUUAUUUUUUAUUUUUUUGCCCUUCAGAUCACUUAAAGAUGGCAUCAAUGUCGACUUCUCUGCAGACCAUUUUAUCAGCAAAUUCAGUGAAGCAAUCAGCACUAGUCGUAAAGCCGUCAAGCUCAACUCUUCUAAUUACGUGGAACAAGAGAGAGAAGAAUGAGAAGAAGAGGCCUCUGACCGUUGUUGCUGCCGUCGGAGACGUGUCGGCCGACGGCACAAAUUACCUGAUCGCCGGAGCAGCCGCGGUGGCUCUCCUUGGAACCGCCUUCCCUAUCCUCUUCACCCGGAAGGACACAUGUCCGGAUUGUGAUGGAGCAGGAUUUAUUCGGAAGGCAGGAGUGACCUUGAGAGCAAAUGCUGCAAGGAAAGAUCAAGCUCAAAUUGUUUGUCCCAAUUGCAAUGGCCUUGGCAAGCUCAAUCAAAUCGAUAAGUAAAUAAAUAAAAUCAACAACACCCCUUUUUCCCUUUCACCGCUCUCUCUCUUUCUAAUGCAAUUUCAGUUACAUUCCUCUUUGUCAUAAGAAAGUGUUGUAUUAUAUAGGACUGGUUAGUUCAUUAAUUCGAGUUUUUAAUUCGAGUUGAGAUAUAACUUUAUGUGAGUUUUUUACUGUA
Molecule: messenger RNA, 691 nt
Organism: Morus notabilis
Lineage: Eukaryota; Viridiplantae; Streptophyta; Magnoliopsida; Rosales; Moraceae
Exons: 2
Coding region: 115-513 (132 amino acids)
Cellular component (GO): chloroplast thylakoid membrane
Source: RefSeq, a predicted model, not a curated record